Messenger RNA from Elgaria multicarinata webbii, 1686 nucleotides. RefSeq names its product ribonuclease P/MRP subunit p40 (gene RPP40). Gene Ontology annotation, cellular component: ribonuclease MRP complex; multimeric ribonuclease P complex. Gene Ontology annotation, molecular function: ribonuclease MRP activity; ribonuclease P activity. The coding region runs from base 9 to 1100 and encodes 363 amino acids. NCBI's taxonomy places the organism in Eukaryota, Metazoa, Chordata, Lepidosauria, Squamata, Anguidae. The transcript is spliced from 8 exons. The record is from RefSeq and is a predicted model, not a curated record. Gene Ontology annotation, biological process: endonucleolytic cleavage in ITS1 to separate SSU-rRNA from 5.8S rRNA and LSU-rRNA from tricistronic rRNA transcript (SSU-rRNA, 5.8S rRNA, LSU-rRNA); tRNA 3'-end processing; tRNA 5'-leader removal.
GCGGAAGCAUGUUUGCGCCUUUGAGGUGGCUCCGCGAGUCUCCGCGUCACUUGCUAGUGUGCGAGAGGAGCCACGUGCGGCACGAGCGAUCCCGCCACGCGGCGCACGUGCGCGACCAUGCCUUCAACUGCCGGGUGUCUUUUUUGAUUCCUGAUUGUGGAAUAGCUCCAGAUGCACUAAAAAAUGCAGUUGCCAAUGUUGGAGAAUAUUAUCUGGUGAAGAAUUUAUCCCUUCAUGAGUUUGUUACACAAGAAUUUAUUAAUACAUUUGUGAAAAAAGGUUCAUGUUACGCUCUUACAUAUAAUACAAGGAUUGACCAAGACAAUACUGCUGCUCUGCUACCAACAGGCAAAUUAAUUAUAUCAGUAGACAAGGACACUUAUGAAGAGCUUGGACUGCAAGGCCGCCCUUCUCUGUAUUCUGGUAAAAAGCCAAUGAGAUACAUUAUUACUGUUGACUUGAAUGAUUCAGCCUUCAGUCCUAAAAGUAAGAAACAUAACAGAGUGAUCUGGGCCUUGAAAGAAAAAAAGCCACUAAAGUUUGAUUUCUUAUUGGCUUGGCAUCACACAGGAUCAGAAGAAUCAAGUCUGAGGUCAUACUUUUUGAAAAAUGAAAUACAGGCCCAUCAGCCAAAAAUAACAUUCAGCACAUUAAAACAUGUGCAGUGUCCAGUUCUGGAGAGUAAUAAACUGCAAGGAGAGCCAGAAGCAGCAUGCAGCGCACAGGAAUUCUUUGAAUGGCUAGGGGCGAUUUCUACUCAUGUUGGCUUAGAAAACACAUCCUCUAGUUUCUUAUCAACCUAUUCAUGCCCUCAGCCAAGCACACUGGUAGAACAAGCAUUGUUGUGUACAAUAACUGGCUUUAUACUUCCAGAGAAGAUAAAUCAUUUAUUGGAGCAAAUAAGUUACUAUUUUGAAGAACCAAAGUUGGCUCACUGGGUAUCUCUGGUUGUACAUGGCUUUGCUGACAGUCCUGUUUCCUGGAGAGAAAGUGAACAUGGUUUUCUAAAGGGGGGAGAGAAUUUAUACAACUUUGUAAUUUUUAGGAGCCUGGACUACUGGCUACAAAUGGCAGUUGGUGCAUAUGAUGAUUGCCCUUAAAGACAAUUGGAUCCAUUCAGAGAUGUUAUAUUAAAUAGAUAUUCCUGUAAAAUUCCUGUAUGUUUGGUUUUUUUAUAGUUAAAAUUUGGGGGGUUGAUUCUCAUCCUCAAAACCUUAUGUGGCAAAGUUAGAAAGCUGAUUAUGUGGAACCUGAAAAAAAGGGAAGUGAACUUCUGUCCCAGCACACAUUUUUAAUUAAAGUAUUUGAGAGAAGCUCUCUUGGGCAAGAAAUCUGCCUCCUAAAGUAAUAGCAAAAUCAAAACUUUUUUUCUUUACAGGAUAGCCCAUGGAGGCUGAGCUGGGAAAAUAUGGUUACCAGCUUUGGGGCGGAAGGAUCUUUAACCAACUUCAAAACGUGGUUUAAUAUCUUGGCUUGUUCUGCAGUUAGUAACCAUAGUUUACUGGUUCGGUUAAAAGGGAAAACUAUAGUUAAUUCGAGGCAUCCUGGUUUGUUUGUGCCAUGAAGGGAGGAGCAAAGGGGUGCAUAUGCAGACAAAAUGCUAGUUUGUAUCUCAGCUUAAGUGCUCUGGGCCAUUAUGUUAUGAUUUGAUUUGUAAAUAAAAUACAUUCUGCUUUUUUAAGGAAA